Messenger RNA from Penicillium cataractarum, 2439 nucleotides. Its product is annotated as putative C6 finger domain protein. The transcript is spliced from 4 exons. The coding region runs from base 1 to 2439 and encodes 812 amino acids. The record is from RefSeq and is a predicted model, not a curated record. Gene Ontology annotation, molecular function: zinc ion binding; DNA-binding transcription factor activity, RNA polymerase II-specific. Gene Ontology annotation, cellular component: nucleus. Lineage: Eukaryota; Fungi; Ascomycota; Eurotiomycetes; Eurotiales; Aspergillaceae.
AUGAACUCCCGCGAGCAGUCUGAUAUGCCUCCGGCCCCAUCCUACCCUUCUCCCAACGGGGCGCAGAUGGCCCAGGGCGCUAUGCCGUAUUACAGCAACCGCCAGAUGACCACCGAUGAGCUGCUCUCCGCAGAGCUGUCGCGUGAGGCCUCUGGUCCUGGCCUGGGCGAUGGAUCAAAUAAUGGUGUUCAUCAUGGUCAAGGAAUGGUUCUCGGCUCAGGUAAUGCUGGCGACAUGGGCCGUCCUUCUAACGAGGAUCAACACCAGCACCAACACAUGCUUCAGUUCCCCCCAAGCCAGCAAGUGGGCGUGGAUCCGAAUCAUGAUUUGAGUUAUGGCGAGCAGAGUGCGCGUAAACGGUCGAAGAUUUCCAGAGCUUGUGAUGAAUGUAGGCGCAAGAAGGUACGAUGUGACGCAAGCUCGGAGACCGGCCUCGAAACGUGUUCAAACUGUCGUCGACUGGGGGUUGUCUGUCAAUUCAGUCGCGUGCCUAUGAAGCGUGGUCCUAGCAAAGGAUAUAUCAAGGAGCUUGCCGAACGCCUUCACACCCUCGAAAGUCAGAUGCAACCGGGAAUUGUGCAGUCCGAUGUUCCUUACCAGUCAAUGAACGAGGUGUCCCUCGCCCGAGGGUACCAGGACUUCACCUCACCCGUGGACCCUGGCUCUGCCAGUCGCAAGCGAACGUACUCUGUCUUCGAGGGGCUGCCCAGCUCUUCCUUCGCUCAGCCCUCAUUCAAUGGCCGCGGAUCGCAAAACGCCUUCGAUGCUCCAGAAGCAACUGCCGACCCAUACAACCCCACUGUCACCAGCGGCGGCGCGCCCAAGCCUGGCAACUUGUUCUGGAACCCUACUGGAAAUGACCAGGAUAUCCCCAACGGUCUGUCCAAUGUCCUGGAGAUGACUGAAUUGCCCAAGCAUGAAGGCGAUGAUGAUAUGGCACCUGUGCACCUCGACGAGGGCGCCUUGGAUGCGUACUACCAGAAGGUCCACCCUCUUUUGCCUAUCCUUCCGCACACUAGGGAGCGUACCUUGGAGCUGCUUCAUCAGUGCAACCGAGAGACCCAGGAAAUCUUCUGCUAUGCGCUGUACACCGUUACUCGCACUGACCUGUCGCGCGUCGCCGGCAAUUUCGAAAAGGUCACCUCCUUCGACAACGCCCAGGAUCUGCUUCUGUACCACACCCGCCAGCCUUUGAUCGUUCAUUCGACGGCGGCAAACUUGAUCUGGUUCCAGACUUUGAUCAUGAUGAUCAUUGACUGUGACACGCGUGGCCCGGACAACUUUGUCGUUAAGGACGGUCUCCCGAAGCACACUUUGGUCCAAGCCGCUAGCAAGCUUGGAUACGAUUUGGCUAAGAGCCAGGGCCAACUGAAGACCAAGCGGGUGUCCGAUGCUGAUGUUGAUUCAGAUGCCAAUCUGACGCGUCGUAACUGGGUCGCCUUUAUCAUUUUGACACGCUGGUACGCUAUCAGUGUGGCCGAUGCGACUGUCAUCGGAGAACAGGAGAUUGGUGGCCGGGAGGAUGAGCGGGUUGUCGGUCUGAUUACCACUGGAAUCGCCUCCUAUUCUACUUUCCUCUCCGAGAUGGUCACCCUGGCCACUGUGGAGCACAAUGUCUGCCAAACCACUACCGGCCUCGGUCGCAUGGUCGGCGCCCACAUGGUCGCUUCGCUCGAGCGCCUCGCGGAGAUGGAGGAUAUCUUCAACGUGCACGAGAUGCCCGAAAGCACCACCCGUCCGCUUUUCGAAAGUCUUCAAGCUCAGCUCUACUGGACUGUCCGCCUCCUGAUCAAGCGCCACGUCUUUAUCUACAGCCCCUAUGAAAUUAUUUACUGCGCCCAGGAAGUGAUCAAUGAGCUGCACAAGGCAACCCUCCAAAAUCGCCUUUCCACCCCAUUCGAUCUCCACAGCCUGGCUCUCGCCUCAAUGACUCUUCUCGAGGCAACCGUUCUGCCCGAGCACAGUGAUGAAUGCUGGGGCUCGCUCGAGAAAGUGGAAGAAAUCCUCGAACGCCGCAGCAAGCGCUCUUUGGAGGCUGCUGAGUUUGGCAAUAUCUUUGGGACGCCCGGUUGGGACGCCAAGAUCCGUGUCUUCCUCGAGUGGCGCCGCGCAAAGUCUCAGGAGUCGCUUCUUCACGAGGCUGGGGGCGCAGUCAAGGUUGGUGCCGGUUCCCAGCCGCCCGUCAUGGGCCCGAACGAGCAGCGUUCACUUCAACAUCUGGCCGAUCUGGCCGUGGGCGCCGAGGGCUCGGUUGGUCAGAACGCGUCGACGCCGCCUCCGGGGCUGUCUGCUGACCAGGGCGAGACAUCGCCAAACCUUGCGCCGCAGCUUGCACAGGCCGGUGGUGGUAGUGGCCGCGUUGUGGUGGAUUUCACUAUGCUCACCAAGGAAGGUUAUCUAAACGUGUUCUCCGGUCUUAUCUACCGCCGGACUCGUUGA